AGCGCACUCUGUCAGAUUUUGCGCGGUCUGCCCGACCACAAGUUGUGUGAUGAGCUGGCUGUGUUGUUUCAGUGGCUUCUAUGAUAUUCACUUCAAACGGAUUGUGUUGGUGUACCUGCUAAGAGGAAUCAACUGAACUGUCCUUUUCUUACCUUUUCACAGGUUGGUAAGCGAGAUGACGGCUGGUUGAUAGCAAUGGAAAAAGUGAGGUGAUGUGAUCGCGGACGCAAACUGUGUAUCGAACAAUCAGCGGCGUUGCAUUCCUGUGGCGAGCCCAUCAGCGAUUGGUUUGUGUUUUUUAGCUGAUGUCUCAACUCUGAAGAUGGGCGAUUCAUGUGUUUCCUGCCCAAACGCAAAGUGGUGACGAACAACAACAUCUUUAUACGGAGACAAAUCGUCUCCCGUCACAGACAGGGUAAAAUCGACCAUCUAGGUUUUUUCUUUAUUACCGGUUACCAGUACUUCCGCCGUACCGGCAGCCAGCGGCUCGGCCGCGGCAGACGGCCCAGAUGAUGACCGGCUCACGGUGGAUAGCCUCCCUUGCGGUUCUCUGGAUCGUUACGCUAGAGACGCUUAGCCAGGACCCCACGCAGUCAACAGACUCACCCAGCGAUCUCGAAGAGAUACGCGUUGGAUUACUAACCGCCGCCAAACCACCGACUGAAAGCGAAUUCGUCAACCGGGAAGGCUUGGUAGUGAGCGGUGCUGCUAGCCUGGCUAUAGAACACAUCAACAGCAGGGAUGACCUGCUACCUGACCAUCGACUCGUCCUAUCAAACAUGUACGAUACUAAAGGAACUGAAGUGGGGAGCAUACAACUUCUCACCUCUCAGUGGUUGGAGGGUGUGGUAGCUUUCUUUGGACCCGAUCAGACUUGCGCCACGGAAGCCCGGAUAGCCACUGCGUGGAACCUGCCCAUGAUUUCUUACUUAUGUGCUGCGGAGGUGGUCAGUAACAAGGAGAAAUACGGCACCUUCGCCCGCACCUUUCCCACCGACAAGCAGUUCUCCAAGUCAGUCCUGACCCUCCUCCAACACUUCGACUGGCACGUGGUAUCCAUCGUGGCCGCCAACCAGCCCGUCUUUCAGAGCAUGAAGGCCAGCCUGGAAGAGGUGUUCCUGUCGCAUGACAUCACCAUCAUGAACACCCGGGACUUUGAGUCUCCGUACUUUGGCUUCGUCAUGGAUUUCAUGAAAGACACGACGCUGGCUGAUAUCAUACAGGAAACCUACCAAACGACUAGAAUUUACAUUUUUCUGGGAGAAAACUAUGAGUUGCAGGCCUUUAUGGAGGAAUUAGACGCCAAGGGACUGAUCGACAGUGGGGAAUAUCUUGUCGUUACCGUCUUCAAAGCUUCCCUCAAGCCCGAGCAGAAAGAAACGUUCUUAACAGCUGCGGAUAUUAAGAUAGAUUCGUACCGGCCGAGGCGAGUCAAGUACUUCCAGUCGGUGCUGAUGCUCUUCUACACCUCGGCUAUGAACCCAGACUUUGGUACAUUCCAGGAGAGGGUCGUGUAUUAUCUACAGCAGCCGCCUUUCAACGUAGACAUCACCCACUUGACAGAAAUAAACUUGGGACCUAUAAUUGAUGAAAACGCAGCCAACCUGUAUGACGCCGUGAUGCUCUACGCCCAUGCAUUGAACAGCACUCUAGCAGCCGGUGGGGACGGCAUAAGAAACGGCUCUACGUUGAUCAGCCACGUGGUCGGAAGGUCGUAUCAAAGUAUCACUGGACUUGGGAGAACCAUCGAUGCCAACGGCGACGCCAACGCAAACGUGUCUGUCUACACUAUUCAGAAAGAUGAGAACAGCACGUACGGUCACAUCAUUGCGCCCGUUGCCAUCUUUCAAGACUAUAACGACACACAGGUUUAUGCAGCUCACGCGAAGGCCAAGAUAGAUUGGGUGGGAGGCAGACCUCCACUCGCCGAACCCAAGUGUGGCUUUUUCGGCAAGAAGUGCCCCCCGCCAGAGGUCAACCACACGGGCAAGAUUGUAGCUGGAGCUCUGUCGGGCGUUGGGCUGAUUAUAAUGAUUAUUUUAGCCGUUUGGUAUCGAAAUUGGCGUUAUGAACAGGAGUUGGCGAGUCUCAUAUGGAAAAUCGAUUUUGACGACAUAAACAUGCGGAAAAACGACCCAUUUGGAAGCAGGUUUAGCUUGAUCACCACAGACAGCCGUGGUUCUAUAUUUAAGAGUCAAUUAUACACCAAAGUCGGCGUCUACAAGGGUUCUGUGGUCGCUAUCAAGACACUGGAUAAGAAGAGCGUGGAUCUCAACAGAAGUGUUCGUCUGGAACUGAAGAUUAUGAGAGAUCUUUGUCAUGCCAAUCUCUGUGCGUUUGUUGGUGCCUGUGCCGAUGCACCAAACAUUUGUAUUAUCACCGAGUAUUGCUCUAGAGGUAGUUUACAGGACAUUUUAGAGAAUGAUGAUAUCAAACUGGACAACAUGUUCAUCGCUUCUCUGGUGUCGGAUAUUAUAAAGGGAAUGAGUCAUCUACACACAAGCGUCUUGCAUUCCCACGGUACCCUCAAAUCCUCCAACUGUGUCGUGGACAGCCGAUGGGUUCUCAAGAUCUCGGAUUUUGGCCUGCAUCAUUUUAAGGCGGGCCAUCAAAACCCCGAUAUGGGCGAGCAUGCGUUCUAUCAGAGUUUUUUAUGGAAAGCCCCCGAGCUGUUGAGAGACACACACGCUCCAUCGGAAGGCACACAGAAGGGUGAUAUCUACUCAUUUGCAAUUAUUCUAUACGAGUUAGUCCACAGAAAUGGACCCUUCGGAAACUGUGCUCUCACACCCAAAGAAAUAAUCGAUAAGGUGAAGUACCCCCUCGAUCCCACAAUGCCCUUCCGGCCUAACGUGAUGGAGGUGGAGGAUUGUCACGAGUGUCUACUGACCACCAUGCAGGAGUGCUGGCACGAGGUACCAGACCAGAGACCAGACUUCAAGACUAUCAGAGUCAAACUCAAACCGCUCCACAGUGGCAUGAAGUCCGACAUCCUGGAUAACAUGAUGGCCAUCAUGGAGAAAUAUGCAAACAAUCUGGAGGAGAUAGUGGAGGACCGGACACACCAGCUCGUGGAGGAGAAGAAGAAGACGGAUAAUCUACUCCACAGGAUGCUGCCCAAGCCAGUUGCUAAUCAACUCAAGCGAGGUAUGCAAGUCGUUCCCGAGUCCUUCGACAGUGUCACCAUAUUCUUCAGCGACAUCGUGGGGUUCACUGACCUGUCGUCCAGAAGCUCACCAUUGCAGGUGGUAGACCUGCUGAACGACCUGUAUACCCUCUUUGAUGCCAUCAUCAGCUACUACGACGUGUACAAGGUGGAGACUAUCGGAGACGCCUACAUGUUGGUGUCUGGCUUACCUAUCAGGAAUGGUAUCCGACAUGCUGGGGAGAUUGCCUCCACGGCCCUGCAUCUCCUGACUGCGGUCAAGGAGUUCCACAUCAGGCACAAGCCGGAUGAAAUCCUCAAACUCCGCAUCGGAAUCCACUCAGGUCCCGUUGUGGCAGCAGUCGUCGGGCUAGCAAUGCCUCGGUACUGUCUCUUCGGUGACACAGUCAACACAGCCUCAAGAAUGGAAUCUAAUGGGCAGCCUCUUAAAAUCCACUGUAGCGGUCAGUGCCGUGAGAACCUAGUCAGCCUUGAAGGAUACGAUCUAGAAGAGCGUGGGCUUGUUGCCAUGAAAGGCAAAGGAGAGCUUCUUACCUACUGGUUGGUCGGCCAAGAUCCAUCAUACCAAAGAACUGCUCCCUUGGAUGCCCACUCAGACUCCACCGAGAACGUAGGAGCGUUACAGAUACAGAAGAGCCCUGGUCACGGCCCUAACGCCGUCGACUUGUCCUGCUUCCCACCGUCCACGCCUGACAAACUCAACAGGUUGUCUCGGAACAAUCGGCAAGUGUCGUGUCCAGGAUCGGAUACUUACGGCUCCUCGGAGCGUGUCCUGGGCGCCUCAGACCCAGGCUCCGAUAAGGACGGAUACUUCUUGUGCGAUGUGUCGCAGAACAACAACCGGAGGUCACCUCCAAUGGACAGCCUGCAAAGAACAGACCAAGAAGGAUUUAUUACAGAUGGACUAGAGGAGGAAUCCACUCCUAGUGAUCCCUUGCUGCCCAACAUCACAGACAACCCGAAGAUUAUGAACGACGCCGCGGGAAGACAUGUUGGGUUUCAGAAGAACUCAAUAAUCCGGUCGGUAAAGGACAGCGAUGGUUUGGAGCUUGGGGAGGUCAACGGGGACCGGGUCAAGAAAACUAGCGUGGCCGAUUCGGGAAUCGGCAGUCACGGGACGAAUUCACGAGAUGAUGCGUUGCAGCUUGAGGUGUACCUGUGAUGCAAGGGUUCAGCUCAACAUUAAUGGUGAAGAAAGUCGUGUUUAACUCUAAACAGUAGUGCCGACAUUACUUCUCCAUAUUGGUAAAUGUUCCCAACAAAAAUGAGGAAUUAAGGAAGCUUCUAUUUCGGAACGGAGGUGCUACGCCCAAGUCCGUAUAACAAUUCGAUUAAUAACUGAAAAAAAAGCAUGUUUCAUAAUUCGGAAUUGUCACGUACAAUGUAUUCGGGGAAGCCCAGCAAAGACUCAUGUUUUAUUGGUUUCUUUUAAAUUUUCUGACACAAAAAUGUUUAACACUUGCUUUGAGGGCUAGCUCGUUCGCAAAUUUUCAGUGUUUUACCUCGAGUAUAUCCACCAUUAAUGCGUAGAUCAAAGAGUUCAUUAUGAGAAUAUAAUGAUAAUGGUCAUGAACAAUAUGGUACAGACAGAUUACAGUAAUGAUCCGGUGGUAUUGGGAAUCGUUGGUGAUUCAUGCUUAAAGUUAUUCUCUAAUGGUGUGUCUCUUAUAUGCGCAGCAUGCGUCGACGUCCAUUAGGGCAGUUUCUCAAUUUACUUCAUAUCAGAAAUUGGUCAAUUACGAGUUAUUGAAGUGCGGCUCUUUUUGAACUAAGAAUUUGCAUUUGCAUUUUAAUCAUGGACUUUAUAAUUUCAGAUGCACCCUUUCUAUUUCAUUAUGUUUGGCAUAAAGGAAUGUAGGCCCACCGUUUACAGACGCAGACGUUACUGUUUGUAUCAUUGUUUUUAUCAUUAAGCGAAUGGGACACAAUUACUUAAAACUUAAAACUGAUUCAUAUGAUGUUAUAUACGUUACAUAUUCAACUAUGUUUAAGGGCUUCGUGUGUGUGUGUACCAUCCCCAAAAGGAUAAUCAAUUUUUCUGCAACAUUAACUGAAAAUUAUGACCAGCGUUGCUAAAACAAUCGAUAUUAUAAUACAUUAAUGAUUUCCACAUGUAAAGUGGCUUACUUUCUGAAGGAUUGCAUUUGGUCACAUUCGUUUCGCAUAAAGGUAAGAUCGAUUUCAUUAAUGUUUAAGGGACCACGUGCUACGCGUCUAGUCAGGCUUAAUUGUUAACAUGCUACACCAGUCUGUCGUGUUGUCGUGCCAAUUUCGGUAAAUGUUGUCACAACUGUUUAUCCGUCCAGUUGUCUUGCUGUUGUUUUGACAUGGUAUAUGUGUUUGUCUUGUAUGCCGUCUCACUGUCUGUUCGUUAGUGCGUACUGCGUAAUGACUCAGUGUGACAGUGACGCAAUGUGAAACCCCGACUACUCCGUCUUUACUUUCGACUCGGACACAUGCGUGCGGACAGACCAUUCUAAUAUUAUACCAAAGUGCAUUUAUAAAGAUGUUAAACUAUCAUGACGUAUCAGAUAAAAGAGAAAUAAUAGUUGGCUAUCUGGAAGUACAUAAGUAAACACUUCUGGUGGUGUGUUCCACUUAGAUAGAAGAGCUUACACGCACCGAUGGGCCAAUACUCAAAUGCUAAAAUUGAUGUAUGACAUGACGCACGUAUAGUAUUCCAUCAUAUCAGCAUUCUCGGCACCGAGACUAUUGGGUUUUACCAAACUUAAGACUUUGGAUCCGGUUUCGGCGUCACCUCUGGCUCUAGAAUCAUUCAUCAGCUUUUAAUGUCCAAACUAUAACUUCAUAAUCUGGUCUCGUGUGCCCUUUCACGGAUAGAUUUCAAGUAUGCAGUGAAGCUUUAUGCUGCACAUUACCGGUCUGCCGGCUAUCCGUAAAACGAUCUAUGUGAUAAGCCAUGUCAAAUGGUUCACAACAUGUUUUGAAUGGUUAAAGAUAUUUUCUUCUGCAAUACAUGCAUAUCUCUUGAAAUAUACUGCUUAAUGUGGGCCAAAUAACAUGCAAAAGAUGCCUAAAUGUUUGGGUUGCCCGGCUGUGUUGCCUGUCGGCAUGACGUCACAGGUAAUAUAGUCUAUCGGAUGUGAUACAUUGGGCCAGAGUUUCCCACUUAAGGGACCAGAUAUCGCGAGGCUGGAGCCUGAGGAAGAAGUAAGAGACAACACUUUGAGUUUGGUAAAUCCCGUACAAACCAAUACCGACGAACAAACGACGAAAUGCCGAGUGAUGAACUUAACGUAUUACUGUAAUAGAACUGUAAUAAUCAAUGUGACAUCAGUGUUCAAUUACUUUAAUUUGUUCAUACAAAAACCAAUUCCGAUUUAUAUUAGGUAAGCAUUUCACACCUACCAUGUUACUGUAAAUUAACGCAUUUUGCUCGUUGGAUCAUAAUUAUUGAACACUCGAGCACGAGUCUUACUAUUUUUUUAUUAGAGCAUAGCAACAUGCAGUGCCUGGAUCCAAUGGCACUUCUGAUCCCAAAUUGUACCCCAAGGUGCCUUGGUGACUCGAGCAAAACAGGUAAAGUACGCAAAUUGCCAAACACAAGAAACUUUCCGAACUCUGAUCGGUGUGGUUUGACACAAGAAAAUAUAGAAAGGACACGAGACGGACAUUAUACCUACCGGUGACGGACGCUGGAGUGACUCAUUGUCAACAGUUUGUUUCCAUUGUUUGUUUGCUGUGCCGUCCCAAUGCCUGGCAUAUGUUAAAGAAACACCCUCUGUUUAAGUCAUGAACAGGCUGAAUGUGUUUUAUUACCAGUAUUUCCCCUUUUAACUGCAUGUAGAACUCAUUGUUUUAGUGUUUUAAACAGAAAAGAAGAAAAUCAAAACGUACGUUCAAAUUCAUUGCCUAAGCACUGCCUUAUUUUAAAUCAGAAAUUGGUCAGGAUUUACCUUUAAUCUAUUGUGCGGUAUUUAAUGUGGAAGCUAAAACCGUCAAAUACAAGUGAAAAGUAGCUUGUGUGCUUGCAUCUUUUAAAUAAAAAUCUAAAAAAGUUAAGAACGUUCUAUUUAGUACCUUCACAAAAUGUGGUGUUUUUAAGGAUUUUUGUGUUAAAUUAUGCCGGAAUUUUAACUCAAGGUACAUUUACAGUUUAUUUUUUGUAAAAAAAAAUCUACAAGGACAAUUAACUUAAUAAAUACAAAAACAUAUGUUUUAAUCAGCAUUGCAACGAUGUCAUCAAGACAAUAUUAUUUAAACGCGUAUAUUGCGAUAUGUUUUGCUGAGGUGUCCCGUUUACCAUUUUCAUGGAUUGUAAUGAAAUCGAAUGUAUUGUGUAUCCCCUUAACCCCUGUAAGUACCCACUCCCUAUUUAUUGCUUAACUUGGAGUACUUGUAUAAAAUCAUUUUUGAUACGCGGUGAACGAACUCCUACUGCCAACUUGUGAAAUGUCAAGUCAAGCAACAAGUUUAGGCUUAAAUCGAUCGCUUUCAGAGAAGCACCGCCUUUCUGACAAAACUAUUAACUUAAAAGUACGAUGUCUUAACUUGCAAGUGAACAGAAAUCUAGAAAAUAAAUUUGAAUUGAUAUGAAACAAAGUGAUACUUUUACGCUUUAAAGAAUGGAUAACUAAUUAAUGUUAACUCUUUCCUCACAAUGGGGUUAAAUUGUAAACAGACCGACGAUCCCGAUCAAAUAAACUCGAUCGCCGCUGUGCACUCUAUUUUAUUGAGGGCGUUUUAGAGGUAGCGGGACAAACAUGACCCGCAAACACGGCCUGCGUUUAGAAAAGGAAAUGUUUAGUUUCGGGAUUUAAUUUCGUUAAUUGACGAAUUGGAUUGAUGUGACUUACUACGUUACCUUAAAG
Molecule: messenger RNA, 7998 nt
Organism: Patiria miniata (bat star)
Lineage: Eukaryota; Metazoa; Echinodermata; Asteroidea; Valvatida; Asterinidae
Product: guanylate cyclase 32E-like
Exons: 19
Coding region: 510-4328 (1272 amino acids)
Biological process (GO): protein phosphorylation; receptor guanylyl cyclase signaling pathway; intracellular signal transduction
Molecular function (GO): ATP binding; protein kinase activity; peptide receptor activity
Source: RefSeq, a predicted model, not a curated record